AAACAAGGAACAUUCCUCUUCGCAUCAUAACAUCUUAUACCCACGCGCGCACAUCUUCAUUUGUGUAUUUGACAGUUUUUACAAAAUUUUAGGCCACGUUGAUAAUACGGCAGACAGUCUGUCUGUCUGUCUGUCUGUUGAUAACAGGAGAUAAGGAUAACAUCGCAUCUAUCUAUGUCGACGGGCUUGCUGUGUAAUAGGCGAUAACAAACUCCAUGAAAAUCAAAUGCAGCUAUCGGCGCAGUUGCGAUUCAAGUCUUCAUUUAGGGAUCUUAUGUUCAUGUGAAAGGUGCCAAACAUGGCCCAGACUAGACAGAGUCAUGACGAAGCUAUCGAGAAGGAAAAUCAACCCGGGCACCUGUCACAGCCGCCAGUAGCUUCAAUCUCGGUGCCAAACAUGACCCAGACUAGACAGAGUCAUGACGAAGCUAUCGAGAAGGAAAAUCAACCCGAGCACCUGUCACAGCCGCAAGUAGCUUCAAUCUCGAAAAUGGCUGAGCAGCCCAACAUCUACGUUGGUAUGCGCAACUUCAUCCACCAGUUGAUGGACGUCGCCUUGGUGAUGGCGAACGUGUCCCAGCUAAAGACUCUCCUCUCAUUGGAGAACAAGGACAAAUAUUACUACCCCAUAUUCGUCUUCAUUCUAAUGUCCAUCGGUCUACAGGACAUAUUCACGAUCUGCGUGCUGAUGAUCUGGUCCAUAGAGAAGAAACUGGACGAGCACAAGGCCGACCACAACGCCCACAAAAACGACCGCCGACAGCGCCUGAUUGAGGAGCGCCUCGACAAGUUCUGCAAUAUCCUGGUGCUGCUCAUCAUCGUGUCUAACGUAUUCAUAACCGCCUUCGGCGUGGAGCCACGCGGGGGCGGGGACAAUGAGGGCAAAGUUAUGAGUGUUGUUGGUUCUGGCACGCAAAAUGGGACCGACGCGGCCGCUGCGGGGAAAACUUAGGACAUAGGUUGCUGCUGUUGUGUAAUAUUAUUUCUUAUUCAUAUGCAGUUACGAGUUUUUGUUAUGAACAAAUAAAUUCAAAUGCAACGAAGCAAAAGGUCAUUUUGACACUGUAACAUAAAGUAACAGUUAAAUUACAAAUUACGAUAUCGGUUAAUGUACUGUAUUGUGUACUGUUGUUAGUUGGAUUUGGAAAAAUUUGACGUUUAAUCACAAAAUUGUGUCGGACGUUCUUAUGUGUUCAUAGAUGUGUACAUACCCAUUCAAGUAUUCAUUGUAAUGCAGAAUAAAAUAAAUUAUAUGAUUUGAUAAGCAUCAAAUAUACUUGUGCAUGUGUAGAAACCCUAAGUUUUACAUUUACAAAAACUAAUUUAACAAAGGGGGAAAUUCGUGCAUUAAAGACUUUGCGCGGUUACGUUAAAGGGAUCUUUUCACGGUUUGGUAAAUUGACAAAAUUGAAAAAAAAGUUGUUUCAGAUUCGCAAAUUUUCGUUUUAAUUAUGAUAUUUGUGAGGAAACAGUAUUACUGAACAUUUACCAUGGUCUAAAAUAGCCAUUAUAUGCAUCUUUUGACGAUUUAAAAACCUUAAAAUAAUAAAGCGUUGCAACGCGAAACGAUUGAAUAAUUUGGAGAGUUCUGUUGUUGUCGUUUAAAUAUGUGAAACUACGAAGAUUGCUUAUAUAACCUAUAAAAUACGCCUCUUAUGUACGCUUUGCAGGAUAGCUCAGUGGGCUAGUGCGUUUACUCCAGGAUUCCGGGGUCACUAGUUCGAGCCCUGCUAUGGCCUACUUUUGUUUUCCUUUUUUAAAUUUUAUUUUUGAUUUUUUACUGGAGUUUUUAAAAUCCAAUGUUUACAUUUAUCAAUAUAAAGCAUUUAAUGACAAACUUCAAAACACGCAAAAAUCUGUGAAAAGGCCCAUUUAAUGGCAAAAACUUGUAUGUUUGCCCCAUUGCCUAAAAUGGUGAUAAAGAAAACCCGGACAAUCAUUUCGUUUCAUAUUUUCUUAUUCCUUGUAACAUUUUAUUAUAGGUAAAAUUGGUAAUAGAAUUGAUGCUAUGAAUUAAAUUAACCACCUUUCGUAUUUAACUAGGACUUAGUGGCAUGGUAAGCUACCACUGUUAUAAGCACACUUAAAGGGGCCGUCCAAUAGAUAAAGCGUCGUAUCAACGCGAAACGAUAUUUUGUGAAACUACGAGGAUUGCUUAUAUAGCUAAAUCAAAGCGCUGAAGGCACUGUAUGUGUUUGCUGUUGUAUAAGUUUAGACGCAACUCAGUUAUAGCUUUUUAUAUUGCAAGUUUUAAAUGAACACAACCCAUUCAAAUUUAUAAAGAGUGUGUCUUAAAGCACAGGUCCAGAUAUGUUUUGUUUUAAUCACUAAUAAAAAAUAUAAUUUUAGCUUCAUUUUGGGAAAACAGAGCUUAAUGCAUAUACAUACAUUGUCAUCCCAGUACCUGAGACUCUCUUUAAACGAAAACAUUAUAAAAUCAGAAAGGUCGCCCUUGAUUAGCUUGUGCGCAUUGCACAGGCUAAUCAGUAUGCACAGGCUAAUCUUAUUUGACAUGCAUUAAGCCCCGUUUUCCCUGAAAGCAGUCAAUAUGUACAGAUUUCAAUGAUAAACACUAGACUGGCCAAUCUCGUCUUACAAGCUGUUAAACACUAUUAAUCAUAUACACCCACUGCAGUGUACCAGUGGUGAACUAUAAACAUUUGGUUUUCCUAGCAGCCGCUCAUAGCAUUUGUCGUCUGCUGCAACAGGCAGUGGUUGUCUUUCCAUAGCGUAGCCAAGGCUUCUCAGCAUAUACCGAUUUGCAAAAUAUAUAUGCUCUGUAACAUUAAUGUGAGCUAUCGCCAACACUUAAAAUACAUCCGCUCUUAACAUGAGCGUGGAUGGUCGAGUGGACUAGGCGGGAGGCAUUUUACUCCAGGAAACCAGGGGUCAGUGGUUCGAGCCCUGUUGAGGGUUACUUUUUUUACUUUUUUUUAAUUUGUAUUCUUUUUUACUGGCGAUUUUAAGUUCAAAUGUUUAAAUUUAUCAAUAUAAAGCAUUUAAAGCAUUUAAUGACAAGCUUCAAUACAUGCCAAAAUCUGUUGGACGGCCCCUUAAAGUGUCCAACGCAUCUUUAAUAGUUGCGUUCGAUGUUUCGUGUUAGGUAUUAUAAUUCCUACUAGUAGAGGUCGCAGUAGUACGUCAUCAUAUUUUGUUAAUUUAAAUAGCCGUGACUUUUACACGAUUCAACAACCCAUAUGCUAUUUAAAUCGAUGUUUUCACUCAGUUAAAUACGAAUAUGUAUUAAGUUGCACAUAUAUGUCUUAGUUCGUUCACGUUUUAGUCGGUGAAAACUGAUUUCCUUUUGAGGAACACUUACAUUUACCGUGAUUCAUUCACCUCAUAUGCACUCCUUAGAGAUCGCUUCAUGAGAACUAAUUAUGUAUGAACACGAAUUGUAAUAUUGUAUAAGCCUCGCGCUUGGAAAAGCCGACUUAAUGCAUGUGUAGUUUGCGUUAUCAUUCUCAUCAUGUUCUGCUAUCUUUUACCAUAAAACCAAGUACACAUCCGGUUAUUUCUUUACUAUAGCAAGAAACUAAUUUCAAACGUUUGUUUUAUACGGCGAAACGAUGACUAUUGUUUAUUCCUUGUAAAGAUACUGAUAAAAGAAUCGGCCCUAGAUGUAAUGAGUUGAUGAAGUAACUAUGUUUAUUAUAAAUGUCGCUGCGGUUGCUGUUGUAGCAGUAGUAAUUGAAAUUUAAGUAGUGCUGCCGCUUAUCAGUCAUGAAUGUUUAAUGGAACGACACGCAAGUGUACUGAUUGCACGUUUUUCGUUUUCAGCUGACAUUAUGUCCCAUUGUUUUUGUAAAAUUAUUAUGUAAAGCAAAUAAACAAUAUACAUCAGUAAACAAAAGC
Messenger RNA from Dreissena polymorpha, 3855 nucleotides. Its product is annotated as ninjurin-1-like. Lineage: Eukaryota; Metazoa; Mollusca; Bivalvia; Myida; Dreissenidae. Gene Ontology annotation, biological process: cell adhesion; tissue regeneration. The transcript is spliced from 5 exons. Bases 299 to 952 code for a protein of 217 amino acids. Gene Ontology annotation, cellular component: membrane. The record is from RefSeq and is a predicted model, not a curated record.